GUCAGAAUCUUGAUUUGGUUAGCUGAAAAUGAGUUUGGGUGCUUUGACGGAAGAGAAGAGAAGAGCAACAACUUCAUCUUCUUCUUCUUCUUCUUCUUCUGAUCAGGUACAUAUGUCUAAUGAUAUAGCUUGGCAAAUGCUUGAUAAAUCGAGGUUUUUCUUCCUCGGUGCUGCUCUUUUCUCCGGUGUAUCCACUGCUCUUUACCCUAUGGUAGUUCUCAAAACAAGGCAACAAGUCUCUCCGACUCGUGUCUCAUGCGCCAACAUUUCUCUGGCUAUUGCUAGACUUGAGGGUGUAAGAGGGUUUUACAAGGGGUUUGGAACAUCUUUGCUUGGAACUAUUCCGGCUCGGGCUCUCUAUAUGACAGCUCUUGAGAUUACGAAGAGUAGUGUAGGUCAAGCAACUGUUAGGUUAGGAUUGUCGGAUACUACAGCUUUGGCUGUUGCUAAUGGUGCAGCUGGUUUGACCUCGGCCGUUGCUGCUCAGGUUGUCUGGACCCCGAUUGAUGUUGUGAGUCAACGGCUUAUGGUUCAAGGCGAUCUUUCCUUGAAUGGACCAAGAGGGUUCUACAGAGGAUUUGGGAUCUCGAUCUUGACUUACGCACCUUCAAAUGCCGUAUGGUGGGCAUCCUAUUCUUUGGCUCAAAAAUCAAUUUGGUCUCGAUACAAGCACUCCACCGACCACAAGAAAGAUGCUGGUGGCUCAGUGGUGGUUCAAGCGUUGAGUGCAGCUACAGCAAGCGGUUGCUCGGCUUUAGUAACUAUGCCAGUAGACACAAUCAAGACUCGGUUGCAGGUCUUAGACACAGAAGAGAACGGGAGGAGACGAGCAAUGACAGUGAUGCAGUCGGUGAAGAGCUUGAUGAAGGAAGGAGGAGUUGGGGCUUGUUACAGAGGAUUGGGACCAAGGUGGGUCUCAAUGUCGAUGUCCGCAACAACAAUGAUCACAACCUACGAGUUCUUGAAGCGCCUGGCAACGAAGAAGCAGAAAUGAAAUAUGAUAAAAUCAUUCAUAGUCU
Molecule: messenger RNA, 1019 nt
Organism: Arabidopsis arenosa
Lineage: Eukaryota; Viridiplantae; Streptophyta; Magnoliopsida; Brassicales; Brassicaceae
Source: the annotation of a GenBank genome assembly